AUGUCGUCUUCCGUUUUUCCGGAUGAGUUUCGCUGCUUUCGUCACAUCACGCACAUAUACGCCCGGAACCUGCCACUUCAUCCGAUGGGGGCGACGGUACAGGCGGCGGACGACGGCGGAAUUGCGGGAUCGGCGCUGGACACUCCAACGUUGUGCGAUGGAGCGCGCCUUGGCUGCCGUACGUCACAGGGGCAACGUUGUGUCUCGUCAUAUUUUGUUUUGAGUCUUCCGCCGGGCAAAGUCGGGAAAAUGGCGGCGGAAGGGGGCAACCGCCGCAUCUACACAAGUGAGGUGCGCCGUGAAACCCAGCAGCCGGUGUGGGACCACAUCCCGAAAGAAACCAUUGAGCAAUUCAAGGGAAUUACGCGAUUUGUUUUUUCCUUGUACUAUUGCACAACCCACCCGGAGGAGGCGAUUGCUUCUCCUGAAACAGACUGCCUGUUCUACGAGAUGCUGAUCCAGACUUCCCAUGUACAGUACGUGGCCGCCUCAAUGACGAAGGCAGACUCGUUGCCAAACUUACCGUAUCACGUGGAAAAUAGACCGAACUCCUUUGUAGUGUUGCUCCGCUGUAUGGAUGGUGUUUUUUUCCCAAAGCACCAGGGCGUGCAGAUGGAUGAGGGAGGGGAGGGCAUGGAUUUUAUUAAAACACCGUACUUGCACGAAGACUCGGAUCCCACACGACUCUGCGUGGACGCAGAAGUAAUGCGAGCUCGGGGAAAAAGCAUAAAUGCUCCAAUGGAAAAAAUAACGCUGGGUGACCUUAAAACAUUUGCGACGGCUACGUUAGCAUGGACUUAUCUCAGUGAGUUAGCAGUGGGUCGUCGUGGAGAACGGCAGGCGUAUAUCGAUGACAUGAUGGAUUCGCGUCGUGGGGAGGUUGCUAUCAUGGCGCAGCGUGCGAUGUUGGAGGCUCGUCUCGCCAAGGCCCGUGAAGAUUUAGGAUGCCGCUCAAGUGAAUUACUUGAGUUGCGCAAUCGAUACAAGGAGGAGCAAGAAUCAAUGAUGUUGCAGAUGGCGCAGCUAGAGAAGCUGCGGUCAAGCACAGCACUUGAAGAAGUUCAGCAACAAGAGGCAAAUAAGAUGCUGAAUGAACAGGAGCUCCCUCUUUCCACGCUUCGUGCACAGCUUGGCACUGUCAGGCGAUUGCGGUUUGAAGAAUUGAGGACAAUGUUCCCUAUUCACGUGGAUUUAGCUGGAUUGGCAGACACCAUAUGCGGCCAUUAUCUGCCUGUGAAGGGGAAGGAGGUGGGAGUGACAUCGGACGUGAUGCACGAUUGGGGUCUUGCAUUAGGCGCUGCAGCCCAUCUUGUCGCCACGGCUGCCACAAUUUACGGUUGUUCCCUUCCCCACCCUCUGCUAUUAUGUGGCGGACGUUGUUGUGUGAUGGCCAAGCCGGGUCUUCCCGUCGCUGCUGUUGUGUCUCCAUUCACCGGCCCGAGCGAUGUGAAACUUCCUCUUUACUGCGCACGCACCGCUGACCGCCCGCUUAUGUCUGCAGCGAUGCAGCUGCUUUCAGAAGACGUGGCGGCGCUUGCGAGGGCGAUGGGACACCAUGACAUUGCGGCAAACGCAAGGGACAAUGACGGACGGUUAGCGGUCAUUCUAAAGCAGCUUUUGUUGCUCGUGUAG
Trypanosoma cruzi is the source of this 1632-nucleotide messenger RNA. RefSeq lists its product as uncharacterized. Lineage: Eukaryota; Euglenozoa; Kinetoplastea; Trypanosomatida; Trypanosomatidae. Gene Ontology annotation, biological process: SNARE complex assembly. The record is from RefSeq and is a predicted model, not a curated record. Gene Ontology annotation, cellular component: lytic vacuole; endosome. The transcript has a single exon. Bases 1 to 1632 code for a protein of 543 amino acids. Gene Ontology annotation, molecular function: SNARE binding.